Toxorhynchites rutilus septentrionalis is the source of this 958-nucleotide messenger RNA. Its product is annotated as jerky protein homolog-like. Bases 17 to 868 code for a protein of 283 amino acids. Gene Ontology annotation, cellular component: nucleus. Gene Ontology annotation, molecular function: DNA binding. The record is from RefSeq and is a predicted model, not a curated record. The transcript is spliced from 2 exons. NCBI's taxonomy places the organism in Eukaryota, Metazoa, Arthropoda, Insecta, Diptera, Culicidae.
UUCCAAAAAGGCUUGGAUGACCAGACUGUUGUUCCGUCAAUGGUUCCACGAAGAGUUUGUCCCCGCUGUUCGAAAAUUUUCGGCCGAGAGAGGAUUGGAGCCAAAGGCAUUGCUGGUUCUUGAUAAUUGCACCAGUCAUUAUGACGUUGACGAAUCUCUACAGAGUGACGAUGGACUGAUUCAAGUGAUCUACUUCCCACCAAAUGUAACUGCUGAAUGCCAGCCGAUGGACCAAGCGGUCAUCAAUGCAAUCAAGCGAAAGUAUAAAAGAAAACUGAUGCUCGCAUUAAUUCUGGAAAACGAACACUUAAGUUUCGAAGAACGAUUGAAGAAGAUUAAUCUUCAACAGUGUAUUUCGUGGUUGGCAACCUCUUGGGAGGAGAUAUCUGACAAAACUAUACGUAAUUCGUGGAAGAAAUUGAUCGAUGGUUUGCCGGAGGAUGCUGUUAAUGUAGACUCGAAAGCGGCCGAUGAUGACUUCAAAGCGCUUGUGUCCAGGAUUGACAGCUUGGCAGGAACAAAAACAUCUGAGCAAGAUAUUGAUCUGUGGAUCAAAGAUCAGGUGUAUGAUGCUGAUCAUAAUCCAGAUUGGGUAACCAGUGAAGCGUUCUCUGAUGACGAGAUUUUGUCAUCAGUUCUCAAGAAAGAUCAACCUGAAAUGCAAGAAGAAUGGUUGGUAGACACAGAAGAUGGAAGUAAUUCGUUUGAUACUUCCAUUACUAGUACCGGAGAUCCUGAUUUUGGCGAUGCAAUCAAGUCAAUUGAUUGCCUAGUUCGCUAUAUGAAGCAUGAUGUUGCAGAAGUAUGCCGUUUGAACGCGCUACGUUCGAAAAUCACUGAAGUUGAAUGGCUAAAACGAGCAUGUUGAAGAACUCUACCAUUUUGUUGAAAAUGAAUUUACGUGGUUUGUUUAAUUUUGUUUGAAACGUUUAAAAUAAAUAUUGUUUUUGUUGAAUAA